Messenger RNA from Sebastes umbrosus (honeycomb rockfish), 1285 nucleotides. It is a transcript of the gene tnnt2b, whose product is annotated as troponin T type 2b (cardiac). Gene Ontology annotation, biological process: regulation of muscle contraction; sarcomere organization; cardiac muscle contraction. Bases 148 to 867 code for a protein of 239 amino acids. Lineage: Eukaryota; Metazoa; Chordata; Actinopteri; Perciformes; Sebastidae. The transcript has 13 exons. The record is from RefSeq and is a predicted model, not a curated record. Gene Ontology annotation, cellular component: troponin complex. Gene Ontology annotation, molecular function: tropomyosin binding; troponin C binding; troponin I binding.
CAUUGUAGACAUGGGUAGCCUGCCGCCAUGUGAUCCACUUCUGGGUUUAAAAGCUUAUGUCCCACAGAGAGGGGCAGAGUAUACGACUCCCCAUUGAGCCCCAGUCUGAAUCACACAUCACACUAUCUGGGUGCUGCAUCCUAAACCAUGUCAGACACAGAAGAUGCAACAAACGAGGGACAAGAUGCCUCAGAGGAAAAUGGAGAUGCAAAGCCCAAGACAAAGCCUGGUUUUGUGCCCGGCUUGGCACCUCCUAAAAUCCCAGAAGGAGAGAAAGUGGACUUUGAUGACAUUCAUCGAAAGCGAAUGGAGAAGGACAUGACUGAGCUCCACACCCUGAUUGACGCUCACUUUGAGAAGCGUAAGAAGGAGGAAGAAGAGCUUCUUAGCCUCACUGAUCGCAUUGAGACACGCAGGUCAGAGAGAUCAGACCAGAUGAAGAUCAGGGCUGAGAGAGAAAAAGAACGGCAGAACAAACUAAAUGAAGAGAAAGCGAGAAAAGAAGGGGAGGAGGCGAAGAAGAAAGCAGACGAGGGAGCAAGGAAGAAGAUGAUUCUGUCCAACUUCAGUUUCAUUGGAUACAACCAGACGCAGCCUGGUGCCAAAAAACAAACGGAAAGAGAAAAGAAGAAGCAGAUCCUAACUGAACGACGCGAAGAGUUAACUGUUGAUCAUAUGAAAGAGGACAAACUCAGGGAAAAAGCCAAGGAACUGUGGGACCGGAUGCGCCAGCUGGAGGCCGAGAAAUUUGAACUUCAGUAUACGCACACUAAGCAAAAGUAUGAGAUCACCGUGCUGAGAAACCGGGUCAGUGAUCAUCAGAAAGUUUCAAAGGGUGGAAGAAGCAAGCGUGGCCUGAGGAAGUAACAUCUGACGUCAACAUGAAGGAAACUGCCAACACCUGACAUUUAUAGAGAGUAACAUAAACCGCAUAAUAAUGUUUUCCAAAUACUUGAACAUGUGAGAACAAAAUUACAAAUGCUCGUAAAUAUGGUAUCUGUGAAUCAAAGUGCAUUUGAGUUCACCUGCAGGAAUGUAGUAGUAGUAAACCAAUGUGUUGCAUCUUGUGUUUAUUAAACAGGAGGUGUGUAACCCAUUAAAAUGACUUUACUGUCUGAAAGGAUGCCAUUGUGACAAGGUUUUCCAUGUAAUUCUAUGUCCUACCAUUAAAUCUGUCAUCUUUAGAGUACUAAAAGUGAAUUUGAGACUACUAAAUUGGUUCUUAUGUGUACGAUUUUGUGUUUGCAAGGAAUUAAAAGAAAAUCUUUGUUUAACAAACCAGAAA